This is a messenger RNA of Symbiodinium sp. CCMP2592, 378 nucleotides long. The record is from the annotation of a GenBank genome assembly. NCBI's taxonomy places the organism in Eukaryota, Dinophyceae, Suessiales, Symbiodiniaceae.
AUGGCCAUCUCGCUCAUGUGCCUGGCACAGGCCUCGAAGACGACAAUCCUGCAGGGCCCCGCCUCGCCCACGUCCCCACGGCGACUCGCCGGUCCGAGCUCACCAACGCUGGCGAAGGGCCGCACCCCGAAGACGCCCAAGACGCCAGCUCGCAGGACACCGGCCUUCUUCCCCGAUCAGGAGGCGUCUUCAACGCGCGUCAACAAGCGCCAGAGCACAGUGCGGUUUGCCGACGAGGAGCUGUCACCAAGUGACAGCCAAGAGCCAUCAAGCCCGGAUGCCGGCAGCGCCGAAACCAGCGAGCGAGUCUUCAACAUUUUCGCCGCUCGCUACGGAAGCUUUGGACCUCCAGUCAGUGCUCUAAAGAAUCAGAAAUGA